AUGAAUAAUGAAGAAGAACAUUCCGAUGAACUUAUUGCUGCAUGUAUCUGGUCACUAUAUAUCCAACAAAAAGAUCAAAUGUUCACAGAAGAAGAGUUCAAAAGACUUGAUUAUCUGCAAAAGUAUGCCAAUUCAUCAUGUUUACGCCAAGCGGUUUUAGUUGGAAUGUUCUCACGUAUAGAUAUACAACCAGAUAACUAUGGUGUUAUUGAUGUUUACCAUUCGUAUAUGAGUAGUACAGCCAAGAUUAUGGGAAGUGAAGAUGAAAUGAAUUACUGUGAGAGAGCCAGUAACUGGAUAAUUAGACAUGCGUCAGUCCUACUACCAUAUUUUAUUCAUGAUAUGUACGAAAACUUUGCUAACGUAUGGUGUUUUGGUGUUGCAGAUUACAUCAAAGUGGCAACAAAUAUCUGUGCAAAAAUAACGAAUGAAUUUCGUCGUGCUGUCCACCAGACUUCAAUGGGGGAGAAAGUCUUUCGAACAGGCCUCUACGAGAUGAACAAAAAAUUAGAUACGUCUUCACAAUAUGAUUGCUUAACGCUGUAUGCAUGUUUCGAAGAAGUCUCUCCUCAUUAUAUUGCAAUGCUCAUGGAACAUGUACUAAAUACGUUAGAAAAGGAUUUGCAUCUAACUAAUUUAGUUACUACGUUGCGAUUCGUAUCAGACCGUCGAUCAAUCGAGCUUCUUUUCAAUAUCUUUCAAUUGUCAUUGUCAUUGAGACAACGCCAUACUGCCGCUGAGGUACUACUACGUUUAACUCUUCUUGAUCAUGUAUCUAUUACUGAGGUACAAAGAAUUUUGACUGCAGCCAUCGAGGAUCCACGGUCACAACAUCAUCUGUUCAUAAGCCAUUAUUCUCGAAGUACGUUCGAUUAUAAACUUAAGACACUACUCGUUCGCCUUUUGGUCAAGCAAGAUAGUCGGGGAGAGUAUGAAAAAGAAAUUGACAUGCUUAACAUAACCACAAGCGAUAGAACUCAAGCGGCAGUUUUUGGAAAAUUCAAUAGCGAAAACAAUAGCUCUUAA
Messenger RNA from Didymodactylos carnosus, 1026 nucleotides. Lineage: Eukaryota; Metazoa; Rotifera; Eurotatoria; Philodinida; Philodinidae. The record is from the annotation of a GenBank genome assembly.